ACUUUAUUGCGGUUGUUCUGCUGCUUUUGACUGCUUAGGAGGACGUAGGGCUGAGCCAUUUUGAGCGUAUGUGUUUCUCGACCAGCCAUCCCUCCUCUUACGGCGCCUUAUCAACAUCAGGCUUGCUCGCAUCAUCUUUACACUUCUUACAGCUCCUUAGUAGUUAAGGCGGCGGCGGCUUGGAUUGCUCAUACGGGACGAGUUACAUAUAGCUGACAGCAGGCCCCUGGAAUGUCCGUGGAGGCGGAGCCUCAACAAGAUCGGCGUCGGCGUUAUCCUUUAGCGCGGGUGAAGGGCGGCUGGACUAGCGCCGAGGACCAGCUGCUGAAAAGGUUGGUUGAGGAGCACGGCGAGGGCAACUGGAGCGUCAUCGCUCGACAUCUCAACGCUGCCUUGGGAAAGCCCGCUGAAUCCGGUCGGAUAGGCAAGCAGUGCCGGGAACGCUACAACCACCACCUUCGUCCGGACAUCAAGAAGGAUGCCUGGACUGAGGAGGAGGAGGCGCUGCUGGUGGCGGCGCACCUGCGCUACGGCAACCGCUGGUCCGACAUCGCAAAGAUGAUUCAGGGCCGCACCGAGAAUGCGGUGAAGAACCAUUGGAAUGCCACGCUACGCCGCAAGGACACUGACAAGUGCGGCAGUCGUGGCAGCUCCGCCGCGCAGUCCUGCGUGCUGAAGGACUACAUGAUCCGUAUCGCGCUGCUGCCGGGACCGCCCUCAGCACUAGCUGCUGCCUGUUCUGGCGUCGGAAGCCUUGCAGCAGGAGGGGCCAUGCCGAAAGGGACCAGGGGGGUUCUUCCAGCUGCGGCCGCAGGCGCCAGCAAGGGGGCUGCAGCCGGGACGGGGGAUCCGGGGGCUGCUGGCAUCAGGGCGUCCAAGCGGGUUCGCUCCAGACCUGCUUACUACGAUGACAUGGAGCCCCUGGAUGAUGACGAGGAGGAGGAGGAUGAGCAGGCGUUGGGUGAGGAGGAGGGGGAGCGGGGACCUGGGCUGCUGCUUGACUUGCAUGUCGCAGCUAACAUGGCAACAGCAGCAGCGGGAGCAGGAGUGGCGGCGGGUGGCAAGGCAGCUUUAGCCACAGCAAUAGGAGCACCGGGGCUCAUCACAGCAGGGGCAGCAGCAGGUAAGGCUCCCUCUCCGAGUUCCUCUGCCAGCUCCCAUGACGGAUUCCUGCGUGCAGCGCAGCAGCAACGACUCCAUGAGGCCGCCCCCGCGUCGGCAGCCCCCUUGCCGGCGGCGCCGCCGGUGCCCUCGACUGGGGAGGCACGCAAGCGGCCGCGCAUCAUCACCUUUGACCCUACCGUGCGGGGUGGCGGCAGCGGCAGCACGUUCCCUUCCCGGCAAUGCUCCCCGUCUCCCAUUGCAGCUGCAGCGGCUGCUGCAGCUGCGGAUGAAGGGCUGCCACUGCCUCUGCUUCCUGCAGAGGGCAAUGCUGGUGCAGCCAUGGUGGCAUUCAGCAAAGCCGUUGCUGUGCCGGCAACACAGCAGGGCGCUCGGACACGGACCCAGCGUUUCCGCGACCGCAAGCAACUGGGUUGGGCUACCGAUAGUGCGGAGGACAGCCUGCAUGGCAGCCCGGUUUCGGAACACUUCGAGCGGUAUGAGGAUGAGGAGCGGGAGCCGACGACGGCGGUGGCAGCGGCAGCCGCGGAGCCGCAGGAAGGCUGCGGCGCGGCGAGCUGCAGUGAGCUGCAGGCGGCGCAGAUCAUGCUGGCGCUGAAGAGCCUGGCGGGGACGCUUUAAGCACCAGCAGCGGCGGCGGGGGGCUUAUGCCAUGCUUCGUUUGGCUGGGCAAGUCCUUAUCUUUUACUUUACUGAGGAUGAGGUGAGGAGGUGCGUGUAUCGGAAGUUUCCGUAUCUUGCCCUUGCUACACUAUGGAUGACGGGAAAUGCGGAAGUUGUUGCAGUGCUGCUCCCCAUGUCAAAGUAGAUAUUCUUUGUGCGUUUGCAUGCUGCAUGCGCAUGUGGAAAAGUGGAGUUGCUCGUGCUCUGCGUGUGGUCUGUGCAGUGCAGUGCAGUCUUAUGCCCGGUGCAAAGGCGCAGAGACCCCUUGGGCCCAUCCGGUCCACAGCUGAUGCUUGCCUCAUUGCAUGUAGGCAUCUUGGGCAUUCGGUGUGUUGCGAGGUGCCCGCCUGCGUGUGACGCAUGUCUGGGUAGAUGCUUGCGUGUCUGGAAGUGCGAUGUGGUGGCUACUGUUGCAAUGGUGCUUUUGGUGGUGGUGGUGGUGGUCAUUAUUGAGGCUCUACGGCGGCAUUGCGCCUGAGCAGGUUCACCGCUUGUUCUUCUUUUGCGUCAGUCUUGGGGCUGUGGCCGUGGCCGUGGCGUCCCUAGAGGCGCCAUAGGGCGGGAGGGAGGAGGGCAUGGAGGGCAUAUUGAGCUGGUUCAGUCAUGUUGGUGAGUGAGAAGUCGUGUGAGGGGAGCAGCAACAGCAACAGCGGUGCAUCGCAAAAGCUUUAGGCACCGAUUGUUUGUGUGAAGGGUGGGCGGUCAUGUACAACAGCUCUGAGUUAUGAGGUGUGCAACGCUGGCUAGUGUUUGCGAGAGGGGCAAGCUGGGCGCAGUUGUCUCUCCUUGAGCGCUGCUUAGCAAGGAAGCGUUGUUGACAGGCUUGCAAGCAACGACAACAUCGAUAAGACGACAGCAACAACUACAUGACUUGUCAGAUAAAGUAACAAUGUCUUGGAAUUGACGCAUGGGGGCCAUGUACGUAUGUAUUCUUUCCUUCAGUGCGUGGGUGCCUCGCAAUUUGCUUUGUUUAUAGUGAUGGAAAAGGGAGAAGUGGUUACAACAGCUGAUGUCGGUGGGGGCAUGGUUGUGUGUUGACAUACGUGCAAGUGCCUCUUUUGCAUUUUGUUAAAUGGUGUUGACAUGACAUUCUGGCGCGGCGCGAUAUCGUACAUCUUCUUUACCCACGUCGUUUGAGCUGAGUCCAAGGCGUGUGCGAGUGUGGGUUGUGUGCGUGUGUGUGUUGUAUAACAUACGAGAGAGGCGCGCAACGCGCAUGCACAGCACAUCAGAGGCAGGUGCAAGCGAGAGCGCCCGUGUGGCUGUGUACGCUGACAGUUAAGCGUUGGUUGUACAGUUCCAAGUCAUACCGUUCAGCAAUCGUAAAAGGUUAGCGGCGCUGCUGUUUGGUGUUUGUUUUGUAGAGGGCCAGGGAGCUCAAGAGGGAAGAGUACAUAUACAGUGUGAGGGGCGGAAUGUGCUUCGUGCUGCUGCGGAUGUGGGCCUGUGGUUUGAUGAUACAUAAGGAGGGGGCGACCUUUGGGACGACAUGGGUGGGGUCGCUGGCGCGCACAUCACACUGGAGUAACGUUUGGUAGGAAUAGGAGUGUUCGAUAACUGCGUUUCCCUGGGAGUAGCAUGUAGAGCGGGUCGGUAUGGUGACACUCUGUUUACUAGAUACAUACAACUUGUGUCAUGACCGAGGGAGGGUGUGGAUCUUGGCAUUGGUGCCAGUGUUUUGGCGGGGAGCGGUAGGACCAGUCUUUGCAAUGGUUGGUUUUGAUGCAGCGCCUACGGAUUGAUGCGGCCGGAUUUGGUCCUGUGCUGGGUAUGGGUGUACGGGUGAUGGGCCUGGCAGAUAAUGGGCAAGACAUGUGGUCAGAAGUUCUAUGGUGUGCCGGUGCCCGUGGGAAGGGAGGGUACAACGUAGGGGCUGGCAUGCUCUCUGUGUGCGUGUCCUGGUGAUAAGAGGAUUCGUCACAGAGCCAAUGUUGCCCGGUUAGGCAAACUCCUAAAGGGGUUGGGUUUGGGGCUCGCCCAGCAUCUGACAUGAUACAACUUUCUUCUUUUAGUCGUUCUGAUGAUUUCUUUGAUGUAGAUUUUGCGCGCCUUUGUCGUAGUAUAUAGCGUUGUUGCUAGAGAGUACCGUAGACGUUUGCCUCGGGCCUUACCAACAAGGAUACAGGUUUGCCAUGUCAUACCCGUAUUGUGUACACCUAAACAGUGUUCUCUUUUGCGCUCCGGUGUUCGUCGCAGUCGUUGCCAAGGCUGCUGAUCUGCCUGCGCCUUGCCUUCUCUUAUAGGGGGUCAUUAAAGGCCAGUGUACGGCAUUAAUGCUGGGUACGGCAAAGCGCCGGGGUCGCUGUGGUUUUGAGAGUGGUAUCGUAGCACACGACGUCUGUUUCCAUAACGAGUCAUAGUGGCAUGUCUAGAGGCUUGCCUUUGUGUGCUAUGACCUUUGCCGUUUGUAUGUACCUCAUAUAGAUAUUCACGUUGCCUGCAAAAAUAUUCCACCCAACAAUAAAGCAUAAGUAGCGAUGGUGGCCUUCCUUUAUUCUUUCGCGCGUGUUUGAUACAGAGUUGCUGUGGCAUGAAUGAUUGUGCGUUGGGCAUUUUGAGGUUAGAGUGAUGGCAGUUCUGGUGUUGUGGCGUGGUUUGAAGAUGGGACGCUGCGGUGUAAGGCUGUCCUUGCUAGGUGGCAUGCUAGGAGUUGGUGUAGGAAAGUGUUUGGGUUGACAGCCCGCAGCUGUGGAGUUGGAAGGCUAUGGCGCUGGCAGCGGACGUCAGGUUA
This is a messenger RNA of Astrephomene gubernaculifera, 4516 nucleotides long. NCBI's taxonomy places the organism in Eukaryota, Viridiplantae, Chlorophyta, Chlorophyceae, Chlamydomonadales, Astrephomenaceae. The record is from the annotation of a GenBank genome assembly.